CACACCGACACACCAAGACACCGGAACACCGGUACACCAGCGGGCCAACGCCUGCCCUACCCCUUCUGCCGUCCUCUCAAAGGCUGCUUUUUCUCGACCGAUUGGCAGAGCUCAACUGGGAGCCCGGCUGCUCAGGCGACUGGCCAUUUGCGAUACAUUCCUAAAUUGUCCAAAUUUCUUGUGUUGUUGGGUAUCGCAAAAUAUCGGUUACCAAACAAGGCCGGAAUGAUUGGUUCAUACAGAAGACGCCUUGUCUGCUCAGUCUUGGUUGGUCCAGUCUUGCAGACAACUGGUAGAGCCUGA
This is a messenger RNA of Protopolystoma xenopodis, 303 nucleotides long. The record is from the annotation of a GenBank genome assembly. Lineage: Eukaryota; Metazoa; Platyhelminthes; Monogenea; Polystomatidea; Polystomatidae.